Messenger RNA from Dermatophagoides farinae (American house dust mite), 1719 nucleotides. The record is from RefSeq and is a predicted model, not a curated record. NCBI's taxonomy places the organism in Eukaryota, Metazoa, Arthropoda, Arachnida, Sarcoptiformes, Pyroglyphidae.
UUCGGCAAUUAUCGAAUGAAAAAGCGAGAAAAUUGCCAUUUAUUUAUAUACUAUAGUAUAUGAAGAUACACAAUUGUUUAUCAUUUAUUUUUGGCUCGUCACUAAUUCUCGAAUAUUCUCGUUUGUCAAUCAUUUUGUCUAUAUUUCGAUUUUUCGAGUGUUUUCCAUCAUCGAUAAUGGCAAGAUCAGCGACUGAAACUAUCGAUAUUAAUUUAUUUCAAGAUGAUUUCAAAAACAUCGAUCAAAAAUUUCUACAAUCAGUUGUUUCGAUUUGCGGUCUUUAUACUUACGAAGACAAAAAACAAUUUUUAUUGAUGACCGAUGAAGCUACAUAUGGAUAUGGUAAACAAAUAUGCUCAUGGUUAUCGUUAAAACAUGAUAUGAGCAAACCCCAACGGAUAUCACUUUUAAAUGAUAUGAAAAUCUUUCAAGUAGAUUAUGGUCGUGAUUUUGUUGCCAUUCUAACUAAGGAUGGACAAGUAUUCUUAGCCAGCGAUGUUGAUUCUAUGUGGAAAACAAAGAGAACAUUACGAUUGAUCUCCACUAAUAAUGAUCGUUUCAAGAUGAUUGCUUGUGGAUACUUCCAUUUAUUAAUGUUACGAGAAGAUGGUCAUGUUUUCGCUAUGGGUUCUAAUUUUCGUGGUCAAAUAACUGGUAAUGAAAUAUCAUCAUAUGAAAGUAUGAUCCAGAUUGAAAACCAAGAAAAUGUAGAGCUCAUAGCUUGUGGAGCGGGUCAUAGUUUUUCAAUAACUAAUAAAAGAGAAAUUUAUGCUUGGGGCGAUAAUGAUUUUGGUCAAUUAGGUUUUGGUGAAAGAAAAAAACGAAACACCCCAUGUCUUGUUGCAUUUCAAAAUGAUGAUUCAACACAAAUCAAAGAUAUUGUGGCUGGUUACGGAAAUUCAUUAUUUUUAUUCGAAAAUGGUCAGCUUUGGGGAUGUGGUUAUAAUUAUAAUGGUGAACUUGGUCUUGGUAAUAGACGAUCAAAGUUGACGAAAAUACCGAUUGGAAAUUUAAAACAAAUUAAAUGUUCAAAAUUCCACAACUUUUCAUUGGCAUAUGAUGGAUCAUCAUACUAUGCAUGGGGAAAAACCAUAUAUGGCAAAUGGUUAUCGUCAAGAAAAUUGAAUGGUCAACCGGCAUCAUUUUCAGCUGCAUCAGCAAUGAUACUAAAAUCACCAAUAACAUUUGGACUAACAACUAGAAUAUUCGAAUUUCAUGAACCAAUAUCAACCAAAUCAAUCAUUCGAUUAUUUAAUAAUCCUGAUAAUUAUGAUGUCAAAUUCAUAAUCGGUGAUAGACGUAUAUUGGCAUGUAAAUGUUAUCUUAAAUCUGCUUCGGAAUAUUAUUGUCUAAUGUUUUCCGGAUAUUGGAUUGAAAAUGACCAAGUAAACAUCGAGAAUUAUUCGUAUGAAACAUACUAUGAAUAUCUACGUAUGUUACACUAUGACUGCAUUGAAAUCAAUCGAAAUAUUAUCUCUCAACUUAUCGAUUUGGCCACUUGUUAUAUCGAUAAAAGGUUGAUGAAACAUUGUGAAACAUUCAUACGGAAUGAUCUAAAUGAACAAACUAUGCCCACAUAUCUUCCAUUAAUUAACAAAUAUGAAAUGAAGGAAUUGUAUGAAAAACUUGCUCAUCUGUACAAAAAUCCCCAACAAUCUUCAACAAAACGAACAAAAUUUUUUUAAACUUUCAUUGCUUUUACCAUCAAAAAUCAUUCAU